AUGGGGCCCGAAGGGCCCAUAUCUGGGCCGAGCGGGCGCCGCCAGGCUGCGCCGCCGCGUCACCCCGCCGCCAACGGCGACGCCGCCGUCCAGAAGUCCGCCCCCGUUCGCGCCGGGAGCCCCCGCCGCCGCCUAGAAGCACCGCCCGGGGUCGCUCCGUCCCGCGCCGGCGGACACCCGAGGAGGGGAAAAGCCAGGGGGCCGCCGCCACCAGCGUCGCCCAGGCCAGGCCCGCAGCGGGCGCCGGCGCCGGCGGCAGAGAGGAAGGGGGAGGGAGAGGCGCGCGGGGGAGAGGGCUGGGCGAGGCCGGCCGCCCGUGGGGGCGGCGCGGUCGCGGGAGUGGAGAGGAGCCUUAGUGGUUUUGAAAACGGACCUAACAAAAAACAUGAAGGAGUGAUUAGUGAAAUCGAUGAUAUACUUAUGUUAGCGUGA
This is a messenger RNA of Aegilops tauschii subsp. strangulata, 432 nucleotides long. Lineage: Eukaryota; Viridiplantae; Streptophyta; Magnoliopsida; Poales; Poaceae. The record is from RefSeq and is a predicted model, not a curated record.